Messenger RNA from Triticum dicoccoides, 1685 nucleotides. RefSeq lists its product as uncharacterized. The transcript is spliced from 7 exons. The record is from RefSeq and is a predicted model, not a curated record. Lineage: Eukaryota; Viridiplantae; Streptophyta; Magnoliopsida; Poales; Poaceae. Bases 478 to 1392 code for a protein of 304 amino acids.
GCCGCCACUGCCAGCCCGCGACCUUCACUCCCACGCCACCAGCUUCGGAUUCAAGCAGGUGCGCGAGGACGAGAAGAGUAAGCUGGUUGGAAACAGAGAAGAUGUUCAGGCGCGGCGCGGCGGGCGGAGCAGCAGAGGUUCAGGGGAGGUGCCAGCGGAGCAGGAGAGGUUCAGAGCCACACCGCGCCGCCGUCCUCCGCAACCCCGGCCUCCUCCUCGACCCCGCCUCUCCGUGCGAACAAACGGCGUUGCCGGCUACGGCCACGACCACCGUGCUUGAGUUGUCGUGCGAACCUUAGCAGUAGACCAAGUGCAGACAUGUACAUAAGGGGAUCCGAUUACGAUUAGAUGAUGCAGACCAUGUCCUUGUCCAACAAAACUCGAUCGAGUGUUUGACCCGAAUUGUUCCUUUUUGCUAUAAGAAGGAAGAGUACUAAGCUGGAAUCUCCAUCACGUUAAUUGUCGACGAAACAUCCAAUGUUUCCGUCGAGUUCGCAGCAGGAAGGAGCUCCGAGUUCGCCAAUGUCUCCUGCGGCGUCUACACCAGAGUUCCAGAUACGACAGUCAAGAGCGUCACAGGAGGAAGAAGCUCCGAGUUCGCCGGAGGUACGCAAACAUUCGUCGAGCACUCCAAUGUCGCCUACGGCGUCUACACCAGAGGUGGCAAAGGCUUCCAAUCCAACUCAGGUGGAGGCCAAGGAGGUUCGGCUCUCGGACCUUGCACCAAUGAUGCUGGAUGAUACCGACGUGCAGACUCAGAAAAUAGAUGACAUCGCUGAACUGAACCUUGCAGAGGAUUUUGAUAACCGACCUUCCAAAAAGGCAAGAAUUUCUGAAUCAGGUGUUCUGGAACCAUCACCUAUGUCACCAACUAUGAAAACAUCUUCUCCAGGUUCAGAGUGUUUUGAAUCGAUUGUGCCGGAAUCAGAUGAUCAGAUGAAUCAUGAUACACUACCAUCACCUCCAUCCCCAUCUAGCUCGACAAUAUCUCCUGUUUUUCAAUUGCAUGAUGUUAAGGAACCAGAUUCACAUAAAGAGAUCAAACAUGAGACAUAUGAUUAUCUCCCACGAGCAAUAGAAUCAUCUUUGGGAAAACAAUUGCUGGUUCAGAUAGAUGGAAGUUCUGUCUUGCAAAAUCAAUUGAUGUUCCUGCUAGAUGAAAAAGAGUGGGUAAAUGAUGAUGUGAUCAAUGCAUAUAUAUGUUGUAUAAAGGACCAAAUACAUCUCCAAAAUGAUAAUAAAGUAUAUUUUGAGAGUCCAUUUGUUACCUCACUAUUUAAACGAGAUGGCACCAUUGGAAUACAAGAAGAUAGUGCCUUCAUGACAGAGACUGUCCUCGAAUAUAUGCAGCAUGACAUGGUAAUAUCCAUAUUCAUAAUUUACACAUUCUAGGUUUUAUACAUUUUCAUUUACUAUUUUCCUGAAAACAUUAACUAUUCUUAAAAAGUGUUUCAAUUUUUAUGUAAACGUUAACUUUUAUUAAAAAUAAGAAAAUUUUCAUGUUUAACCUUAUCAUCGAUAUUUAUUAAAAUUAGAUAUAAAAAAAUGAUGCACAAUGGCACAUGAAGCAGGUUUUUUUAGGCUAACCACACGCUAUAUUUAUUGCUCAAUAAUGUUGUAAGAAUACACUUUUUUAGCACAUGAAGCAGGUUGUGUCCCUUUUCUCGCCCAGUGCAACGCACGGG